UAAUAGGGAUCUUUCCAUGUGUGCUGAGUGGGUGAGCACACUUGUCAGUAGGAUGCUUCAGCUGCCCAAUCACCUCCCUGAAGGUCCAGAGAGCUGCUAAUUGGCUUUGAAAGGUAAGCUACUGGCCAACAUUGGAGAGUGAGCUACUGAGCAUGGCUCUCUGUAGUCUUUUACAUGACUUGUGAAAAAUAAAGUGGAUUUUGGCAAUGUAUUGUGUCAUGAUUUCUAACAAUAAAUGAUGUUUUUAUGGGUCUCCCCUAAUAAUAGUUACCACAGGGGCAGAACUCAUUGAAUUCUGAGAAAACUCACGCUCCAAAUUGUCAUACCUACGACAAAGGCUCUUUCAAUUGAUGCUUUAGUUUGUAAACAUUUAGAUUAUAUUUCCUAACCCCAAAACAUCUAUUAAGCCCCCCACAAGAAGGGAAAGGGGAUGUGACUAGCAGUAGUCUUUACCAACAGUGCCCAUUGCAAGCUUGGGCACUCCUGGUGAAAUCUUUGGGAAAUACUGGCAUAAGAAUAAAAGGAAGACUGAUGCAGAAGUAUUGCUUGGUGUGCAUUCCAGGAAAGAAGGUCUCUCUCUGCCUUCUGGCCUAUCUCUUGGUGGCAGAGGAAAAGGGGAGAGGAUUAAACUGUUUACAAAACUGCAAAAUAAGCAUAUAGCAUCUUCUCACUAUCUCCAAGGUUCCAAUCUAUGCAACAUUAUAUAAUCUUUGCUUCAAGUAAUGAAUAGUUGAGAGGCAAAUAUAAUACUCCACAAAACAACUUAGAAAUACUUGCCCCACUGAAAAAGUUAUUUCCAGAGAACAAAUGGGCCCAGGACAACCUUUGCCAAAAGAGAAUAUUGUGCUAAGUGUACAAUUAUAGCCCUCUUUUCUCUGUGAAGAAACUGAGGCUCAGGGGGAUAAAAACUUGCUCAGAAUCACAGUAAGUUGGGCAGAAUUUGGUCUGUUCUUCAUCACCAUGCUAGCUUUUCUCAAGUGUGAUUCAGGCACAAAAUAAUUGUACAUCUCUUCCUUGAAUAUUCCUUGUUUAGAUAUACGCUACCAUAGUUUUUUACAUUGCCCUCUUUGACUCUCAUAAAUGACCCAGUUUAGAAAAUAAUUUAGUCACUAUCAAUGGACCAUUCGCAGAACUGCCCAGGACGCUUGUUAAAAGUGCAAAUUCCUGAGCCCCACUCUAAAUCUCCAUGUUUUCUGAGGGUUGGCCCAAGAAUUCGUGUACAAUUAUUUCAAAUUGUUUUGUGGAAUGCCCAAGUGAAUCUCAAACCCUCAAGUUGAUAAACCUUUGGCUAUGCUAUUCUGCCUUCCCCAGAGGCCAAGAUAGGUCCUGAGAAGGUACCAAUACCUUCACCAAGUAAUCUGGAUCCUUGGAGAGUCUGAGUAGUCUCGUUAGCCCGCCUGCUAGGACAAACCUCCAGAGCCCUCACCUUUACAUUUUACCUUUUACCACUCCUCAAAGGUAGUCUUCUCUAAUUCGGCCUGACUUCAUCUGUCCUAACAUUCACCUUUCUAAUUCAAGCAAUUUAGAAGUGAGAGAAGGUGCCGUGGUUCUCCACCGGGGUUACCUAACCUCAAAUAGUAGCCUCGGCAGUCUACCUCCUGGACACAUCCCCUCUGCAACAGCCCCAGUAAACAAAUGUCCCAUCUUUGCUUCUUAAAGGUCAGUGACAGGGAACCCCCUCUUAAAGGAAGUUCUUUCUCAUUGUUAGGAAGUUGUUGGCCACACCAUAUCAGAGGGGGACCCAAUUAUGGUCUCUUCCUAUGGCCCUGAUCUUGCUACAGGUGGAGUUGUCUAUUUCUUCCUCUGAGUAAUCUUACUAACACCUCUUCACAGUGGUGACUGUGUUUUUCACCUGGGCUGCUGCUGUGCCCACAUCUCCUCUUCCCAGGAUUGUCAUUAUUUGCCUUUUAGAGGGAGGGGAGACUGUAAUGAUUGGGUUGUCAUUUUUUUUGUAUUAUGUCAUUUUGUUAUGAAUUUGUUUUGAAUUUCAUAUUAAAGUAGGCCCAUCAUUUCCAUUGUGUGAAGUCAUUCAAGACCCUCAUUUUGCUUGGAGCGCCUUUAACAUCUCCUAGUGUCACUUUGAAAUGUGAUGAGUUUGUCCUUAUAUUCCUAUCAGCUGUAAAUCUAGAGCCCAAACAUGAAGCCCUAUCACUGAGCAGAGCACCUCUCCACUACCUGCAUGAGCUUGAAUAGGCCCCUUCACCUCUUGUUUUUUUGAGUCCUCAGUUCUAAAAAUGUCAGGGUUCUAUGAAUUUACAUUUGAGGCAGGACAAGGUCAAGAAGAGCUAGCCUUUGCAUUUCUUCUUCCUAAUUGUAAUGUCUUCCCUCUUCUCUCCAUGGGUCCAAAUCUCACUUGUCCUUCAGGCCCACUGCCAAGGAGCCUUCCCUGAUUCCCCAGCCCACACAAAAUCUAUGCCUAAUUGUUGAAUACUUAAGGUGUCAUACAACUUAGCUAUCUCUUAGGUUAAUCUUGCCUCUCAAACUAAUCUCAGAAUGUGGGUUUCUCUUGCUCUCCUGUGGUCCCUGGGGCUGUGCCAGCCCACAGGUAUGUUCCACAGGGAGUGGCUACUUGUCUAGGGCAUAGGUAGGGAGGGCCAGGUGUGAGGACCCAGACAGGGUGCCUCUCUGCCUCCACCUUGCUGUUCAUAAAACCUCAUGAGCCCGACACCUGCCCUUCAGGCCACAGAUUCUUUAUAUGACCUCACUGGGUAGUGAUGACCUCACAGGCCUUCUCACAGUUUCCAUGGCAGGGUAACUACCCAAACGUGGUACUCUAUAGGGAACUUCCCUACCAGUUCUCUACCAGAUACCAAUCUGUUUGGUUGCCUGAGAGAGAGAUGUCUGACCGGAUCUUCUAUAUUCACUCUAACUUGUCCUCUGUCCCCUGGGAGUGCAGCACAGCAGCAGCAGUGGCUCCCACUUUUCCUCCUACACCUGGUCACUACCAUGUCCUCUACCGAGGGUGUGGAGAAACCCAGGUGGGCUGGCAUGGGGAGACAUACUGCCUGGUUGGUGGUUACCGGGCCUAUGGGGAUGCUCCUGUGGCCACCCCAGCAAAGAUGGAAGCAGAGAAGCCAGUUCCCAGCCGGGCUCCCAAGAGACGUCGAGCUCUAGCAGAGUCGGACAAAGACCUAGAUUGCUCCAGCCUCAAAAUGCAGCAAUUGCAGCACAGUAGCAGGAGGCUGACCCCGCAGAAGCUUACUGGCUAAGGCACUUUGUAGAGAGGACAAACGUCAAACUGCCUAAGAUAGAUAAUGCCUCUUCCUGCAGUUACCCCUGCUGCCCACCCCUGGAGAUCAGAA
Molecule: messenger RNA, 3302 nt
Organism: Pteropus alecto (black flying fox)
Lineage: Eukaryota; Metazoa; Chordata; Mammalia; Chiroptera; Pteropodidae
Gene: DPEP2NB
Product: DPEP2 neighbor
Exons: 2
Coding region: 2715-3209 (164 amino acids)
Source: RefSeq, a predicted model, not a curated record